AUGUCCGCUGCGACCAACGCGGCCUCCAUCAACGGUACCAAUACCUCUUCAUCCUCGCAAUCCUUCAAUGCUUCUGGAACAAAGGCACAACUGAAGAUGAGCUCGAGCGGAAAAGCGUUGGACGGUUCGCGCAAGCAGGCUGGAAGUCCUAUUGACAAUGCGCAAAGAAAGUCAACCCCCAAAGCUUGGACUGGCAACAACAAUGCCAUCACACAACGACCCUCAAAUAUGAGCACAUCGAAUGGCGUCGUAAGCAACACAAAGUCUCUUGCUGCUCCCAAAACAGCAGCACUACAGCCCACAGAGUCGAAUUCUAUCAUAGCAGAGAAACACGCCGCCGACCGCAUGUUGUUUCUCCUCGCAGGCUUCGUGGGCCAUCAUUCUUUCUUUACUCUCAAGAAUGGAGACAAAUACUCGGGCAUAUUCUCUGGUGCAUCACUUGAAACUUCAGAAUCGAGAUAUGUUUUCAAGAUGGUCAAGCGCGUACAACAAGCCAAUGGCAGCCCUGAACCUAUCGACGAGUACAUUGGUACCGGUGGUGAUCACGUCAUGUCCGUCGACAUCGUCGACGUUGUAGAUCUCGAUGUUCAACAAGUCAAGCUUGAUAGAAUCCAGCCGCGUCAGCAAAACGGAAUAUCUUCUUUCCAGACCGACUCCGACAUCUCUGGUAACCUCGCUAUCAAAGAGCGUGAGCUCAAGCCUUGGCAACCGGCAGACAAUGCGGGUCCGGGUCUUUCCCUCGAGGACUCAGGUAAGCCAUGGGAUCAAUUCGAAGCAAAUGAGCGUCUUUACGGGAUCAAGAGUACUUUCAACGAGAACGACUACACCACCGCUAUUGACAAGAGCAAUCCAUUGUACAAACAACGCUUCGCGAAUGCUGAGAGGAUAGCGCGUGAGCUUGAGGGCUCUGCAGCUACUAGUGCUCACGUUGCUGAAGAGCGCGGGCUGACCACGCAUGACGACAGCGGUCUAGAUGAAGAAGACAAGUAUAGCGGUGUACGUCGAGAUUUCCCAUCGCUCGCGUCUGGCCAGCCAAAUAAAUACACGCCGCCAGCUCGACGAGCCCCUACAGGUCAGCCUACGGUUCCAGGUGCACCUGUAGACCCUGCGAUCAUCUCUGCAUCUAUUGCUCGUCCUCCAUCUACCACGACCUCACCGACCAAAGCUGACGAGGUUACUCCUCAGCUUCCUGUACCUGCUACGGACAAACCCGCGGAGACAUUGAAACAAGCUGUCACUGCCGUACCGAGUGCAGGGGUCGCGAAUGCAAGCACUUCACAGGAUCCAAAGAUCUCACCACCACAAGCUAGCGAGGCCAGCCAGAAACCUAGCGCAACUUUGAAGCCCACAGCCCCGGUAACAGCUCAGACGAACAAGUCCACGGCAAGAGUUGAGAAUGCUACAGCCAAUGUUGAGAAUGAGUUGCUAAAAUCUUUCAAGCAGUUCUCAUCGAAUGAGAAGUUUCGCAUUCAAGAGCAGCAACGAAGCAUGGCUCGUGCUGACAAGGCCGUUAAGCUCAACGAUUUGAAGAAGUUCUCGGAGAUGUUCAAACUACACACCCCUGUUCCACAAGACCUGGUUCCUAUUCUAGCAAAGGAUGAGUCUAAGCAACAAGAAAUAGUAGAAAAGGCGCUGAAAAAUGUCAAUGAAGCCAAGACGACGCCAACAAAGCCCGCUACAGCUACUACUCUUGACACCAAAACACCACGAGCAACUCAAAACGUUACUUCACCAGUCGCCCAACCUGACAAGAGCAAUGGUUCUCGUCAACAACGGCAGGGCCCAGGCAAUUAUCCUACUAGCUCUAUGAGGGGGUCACAUCAUCAGAACGUACCCCGUUCCGGUGGUGGCCCCAUGGGCCAACGAUCAUCCGUAACGGGCCAGCAGUACAAGGCUGGCACUAUCCACAUGCCGGCCUCUCAGCCUCAGCCCAUCAACAACAUUCACAUUCCUUCCGGACCUUCGGCCACUUCAAGUGGCAUCCAAACGCCUUCAUCUGGCGUUUCUACGCGGUUCAACGUCAAGGCAAUGGAAUUCAAGCCGAACCCUGCUGCGAGUACAUUCACACCUGGUGGUAAUCCGAGCAAUACAUCCAGUCCGCGUGUGACUACACCAGCUCGCCCCGACUCUUCACGCAAGGUUGUUCUUACGAGCUUCUUCGGUGGCCAGAAACCCAAACUACCGUCCGAUUCGUCCGUACUUGACACUGCCUUCAACCCCAUCGAACGUAUGAGGAAGGAGGCCGAGGCCGAAAAGAAGACCAAGGAUUACGUCUUGAAUGGCGGUAUCCCACAAGCUUUCCGCACAGGUCCUUUGUGGGAGGUCCGUCCGGAAAACGCAGAGAAGAAAUACGUCGACUGUUUUCAAGUCAUGCAAACAGCCGCACAACCUAUUGUCACCCACGGCCAGAUGGGUGGACCUCACGUGCCCCAUCAGCACCAGUUGCCGCAUCAUCUCCAGCAACAGAUCCCAAAUAUGCCGCAACAUCACACCCCGCAUCAUACUCCUAGGCACCCCCAUGCGCAACCGCACCAUGCUCAGGGAAUGCCCCACUUCGAAGGGGGACAUCCCAUGCAAUUCUCGGCCUCUCAGUCAUCCAUGCAUCCUACUUCUCGUCCUGGACAGAAUUACGGAGGGUAUGGACCACAAAUGCAACAAGGCAUGCCUCCGGCCGCAGUCUUCCAGCAAUCCAUGCCGGGAUACGGCAUGAGCCCUAACAUCCAUCACCGUCAGCCGGGAGGGCCGCAAUUUGUUCAUCAGAUGCCUGUCAUGGGUGGACAUGUCAUGACACAAAACCCGUCACAAGGUCCUUACAUGGUCCCUGGCAAUCCCCAGGUCCAAAUGUAUACUCCACUUCCUGGUCAGGCCUAUCCGCAUCAUGGAGGUCCUAUGCCGAUGCAGCCAGCACCUAACGGAUUCUCAAGCCCGAGAGCACACGGAGCUCAAAUGAUGGCCCAUCAAGGAUCGCAACAGGGCCAUCAGCCUCAACCACAGAUCAUGUACAUGCAACCUGGUCAACAUCAGAUGAUGCAAAUGCCCCAAGGCCCAAGUAUGAACUACCGCCACUAUGCCAACAAACGACAAGCUAACAAGCCGGUAGUGAAUACGCCACAGCGCCACUUCCAGCAGCUUCCUCAGAUGCACUUCGGAUCACCACAUCAAAGUCACCCUUACCCCCAGCAGCCGCAUCGUGGAACGCCUAGCGCAACCUACAGCCAGCCAAUGAUGCCCACACAGUCUCUUCCACCACAUACUGGACCGUCCCCUCACGCUACCAAUGGCGAAGAAGCCAAAUGA
Pseudovirgaria hyperparasitica is the source of this 3297-nucleotide messenger RNA. RefSeq lists its product as uncharacterized. The transcript has 5 exons. NCBI's taxonomy places the organism in Eukaryota, Fungi, Ascomycota, Dothideomycetes, Acrospermales, Acrospermaceae. Bases 1 to 3297 code for a protein of 1098 amino acids. The record is from RefSeq and is a predicted model, not a curated record. Gene Ontology annotation, molecular function: RNA binding. Gene Ontology annotation, biological process: cytoplasmic stress granule assembly. Gene Ontology annotation, cellular component: cytoplasmic stress granule.